Hibiscus syriacus is the source of this 916-nucleotide messenger RNA. Its product is annotated as EID1-like F-box protein 3. The coding region runs from base 24 to 896 and encodes 290 amino acids. The transcript has a single exon. Lineage: Eukaryota; Viridiplantae; Streptophyta; Magnoliopsida; Malvales; Malvaceae. The record is from RefSeq and is a predicted model, not a curated record.
CUGUGUUCCAUCGAAGUGGAGUUAUGAGUCCCGCCCAGAUGCGCAGACUUAAUGAAGAAUCCGAGUUCGAUGACUCGGGGAUACUAAACGAGCGGAUCCUCCUGCUCGUCUUCGAGUGGAUAAAAUGGGAUUUACAGGUCCUUUGUUUAUUUUCUUCUGUGAACCACAAGCUUCGAGCUAUAGCGAAGCGGAUACUAUGGCGGAAGCUCUGCGUGUAUCGAGCGCCGCGAAUGGUAACGGCAUUGGCAAACGCUGCCCCUAAUGGAAGAAUUGGCGGUGGAUGGGAUUCUCUAGCAAAGCUCAUGUUUUUCUGCUGUGGAUGUGAGUCGACUCGUCAUUUCAAGGUGAGUCGGCCUAAUCCGGGUCAUUUCACCCAAUCUUCUCGGUUUUCCAAAACCUCGGGUCGGAGCUUCUUGGCGAAGAAGUGUCGGGGUGAUUUGUUGUUCAUAAGCGAUCCCUGCGAGCACCCAAUGGGGGUUGAAGAAGAUCAUUUGGGGAUAUACCGAGGGGUAUUUCGGGGAUUCACGAGAUCCAAUAUGAGGGCUUGCAUGAUCAGACGGCAAGUAGCGUUCGACGAGAGGGUGAGGUGCCCUUAUUGCGGGACGCGUGUCUGGAGCAUGACGGCGGCUCGGCUCGUCCCCAAGAGCGCGGCUAAACGGCUCGGCUCGGGCGACCGACAGGUGGAGUAUUUCGUUUGUGUGAACGGGCACUUGCAUGGGGCUUGCUGGCUCGUACCUCUGUCGUCGGAUGAAGAAAUUUGCGACAAUGAUGAUGAUAGUGAAGAUCUGGACGGUGACGAUGAGAUCGGCGGGGACGCGUGUAGCCAUCAGACGGUGACAACCGGAAGCACGAGCUCGUUAGGGGAAGAUAUUAUAGGAGGUGAACCCAUCGAUUAAUUGCUACUAUUUAUUGGUUU